Messenger RNA from Xenia sp. Carnegie-2017, 1811 nucleotides. Its product is annotated as ammonium transporter Rh type A-like. The coding region runs from base 67 to 1425 and encodes 452 amino acids. Gene Ontology annotation, molecular function: ammonium channel activity. Lineage: Eukaryota; Metazoa; Cnidaria; Anthozoa; Malacalcyonacea; Xeniidae. The transcript has a single exon. The record is from RefSeq and is a predicted model, not a curated record. Gene Ontology annotation, cellular component: plasma membrane. Gene Ontology annotation, biological process: ammonium homeostasis; ammonium transmembrane transport.
CACAGUAUACACAGCGAACAAGGCAUAACACAUCAGAACAGAGCGAGAACUUGUUUCGACUUCAAAAUGAAGGUUUCUUUGCUUACAGCAUUUUUUCAAGUUUUACUCAUUAUUUUGUUCGCAACGCUGGUAAAAUAUGAUCCAAAACAGUCUGGAGCAUUUAGAAACAAGAAUAAUUUAAUGAGCAACAAUACUUCGAGCUCGAAUCAGAUAUCAAGAUAUCCCGUCUUUCAAGAUGUUCAUGUUAUGAUUUUCGUUGGUUUUGGUUUUCUUAUGACAUUCUUGAAGAAUUAUGGCUACAGUGCAAUUGGUUACAAUUUCUUUCUCUCGUCGUUGGCGAUUCAAUGGUAUAUCAUUAUAGCUGGUUGUAUAGAGCAUCGCGAAACGACUGAUUUUACUAUUGAUUUAAACUUGGAGAAAUUGAUAACUGCUGAUUUCUCGGCCGCUGCCGUGUUGAUAACAUUUGGUGUCCUUCUUGGUAAAGUGAGUCGUCUCCAACUCUUCUUAAUUUGUAUUAUCGAGAUUGUCGUCUUCACCGUGAACGAGUUCAUUCUUUUGGAAGAAUUGAAAAUAGCCGAUGCUGGUGGUUCUUUGGUCAUUCAUUGCUUUGGUUGCUAUUUUGGUUUGGCAGUCAGUUUCAUGCUGAGGAACGUGAAGAACGAAUUUGAGGAUAACGACAAAGAAGGAUCAGUUUAUCAUUCAGACUUGUUUUCAAUGAUCGGAACUCUAUUCCUAUGGAUGUAUUGGCCUAGUUUUAACAGCGCCCUUGUUACAGAUCCCUACGAUCAGCAAAGAACCGUUAUCAAUACAUACUUGUCUCUUGUUGCUUGUUGUGUUACAACCUUUGCCGUUUCUGCUUUCGUUCAUCAAAAAAGAAAAUUGAAUAUGGUACAUGUUCAAAAUGCAACAUUAGCUGGUGGCGUUGCAAUUGGAACUGUCGCUAACAUGAUCGUUGAACCUUGGGGAGCGCUCUUCAUUGGCACGUUGGCUGGUGUAGUUAGUGUUCUUGGAUACAGUUAUGUGACACCCUUCCUCAGCAAAUUCUUGAAAAUUCACGAUACUUGUGGUGUGAACAACCUUCAUGGUAUGCCAGCUCUAGUUGCAGGUCUUGCAGGAGUCAUCUAUUCACGAAUGUCGUUUGUUGACGAUUAUCACGAGAGUCUGACAAACGUGUUUGAAGCGAGAGAAAAUCGCACUGAACACGAGCAAUCUAUAAAACAACUUGUAGCUAUCUUCGUCACCCUUGCCAUAUCCAUUGGUUCUGGUCUAAUUACGGGCUUCAUCAUUAGCUUUAAAAUAUUUGAUGCACCUAGCCCAAAGGAAGUUUAUGAUGAUGAAAGCUAUUGGGUAAUGCCUUCUAAUGAUCCCGCAGAUGAUAGAACAGCUCCCCUAGACCAAAUGAAGAAGGAAGUAUUGAAUUACUAGCUGUCAAUGCCCGAAAUGCUGAAGAAAAUGUAUGAAACAGCGAAGACUAAUUGUUUCCUUCAUUCUGUGGACUUUUUCACAAUAGUUUUUUAAUUUCAUCCUUAAUCAAUGGUAUAUUUUGUAUACGUUUGUAAAACAUGCAUCUUUCAACACAUACUCACUGCACAGUAAUACAAAGUAGGAACUCUAUUUUUGCACUGAUAAUUUUUGUAUGUAGCUAUGUUUAUUGCAUAGUUUUAACUAUUUUUGUAAUUAUCAUUUGUUGUACAUCUAUGAAUCUUGGCUUCGGCAUUUUUUCACAAGUAAGCACAUAUUUUAUUUAUUGUAUAUGUUACAUUUAAAUAACUUUGUGUAGCAAACAUGUUGUGCUGCAUAGAAAUUAGGAA